CUGAGCUUGUUGGUAGUGUGCACGCGGAUCAGUGAUCACACACAGAGCUCUGCACUAGCUAGUCUCCCUUACCGUUUGCAGAGCACAAAGGCAGAACGGAACUCCAUGGACUCUUCCCCUGCGGCGAACCAACGCCGGCGUCCUCUCCUCACCAUCCUAGUUGCUCUCUCAUUGCUGCCGGUGGCGGUGCUCGCAGCUACUAGAGGCGAGCAGGAGGGCGACCGGGUGCGGUUCCUCCCCGGGCAGCCGGCGAGCCCGCCGGUGUCGCAGUUCGCCGGGUACGUCACCGUGAACGAGCGCAACGGGAGGGCGCUCUUCUACUGGUUCUUUGAGGCCCAGACGUCGCCGGAGAAGAAGCCACUCCUGCUCUGGCUCAAUGGAGGCCCUGGUUGCUCAUCUGUGGGCUAUGGAGCAGCUUCUGAGAUGGGCCCUCUAUUGGUCAAUGGCAACGGGACCGGUUUGGAGUUCAACAAGUUUGCAUGGACCAGAGAGGCCAAUUUGCUGUUCUUGGAGUCUCCUGUUGGAGUUGGCUUCUCAUACACAAAUACCACCUCUGACCUAGACUACCUAGAUGACGGCUUUGUCGCUGAGGACACCUACACCUUCUUAGUAAAUUGGUUCAACAAGUUUACUCAGUACAAGGGACAUGACUUCUACAUUGCAGGAGAGAGCUAUGCAGGUCAUUAUGUUCCUCAGCUUGCUGAGUUGGUGUAUGAGCGCAACAGGCAUCUUGAGAUGAAUAAGCGUCUCAAUUUGAAAGGAUUUAUUGUUGGCAAUGCAGUGACUGAUGAUUACUAUGAUGAAAAGGGUCUGGUUGAAUUUGCUUGGAGCCACUCGGUGAUUUCAGAUCAACUUUACAAGCAUGUAACAAAUGUUUGCAACUUCAGGACCAUCUUCUUUACAGGGGAAUGCGCCCGUGCAAUGAACCUUGUAUACACUCAGUACAAUAAGAUUGAUAUUUACAACGUGUAUGCACCAAAGUGCAAUACUGACCACUCAGCAUUUUCAUCUAGCUCUGACAGCACAACAGAAAAGACUGCGAAGAAGAAGUACAAAAGAUUGAGGAUGUACUCGGGAUAUGAUCCAUGCUACUCAAUCCACAUUGAAGAUUACUUGAACAGUAUUGAUGUACAGAAAUCACUUCAUGCGAAUAUCAGUGGAUGGAUCAAGGAUAGAAGAUGGAGUAUCUGCAGUUACUCAAUAUUCAACAACUAUGACGACAACAUAUUUACUGUUCGUCCUCUUUACUCCAAGCUUGUCAAGACUGGACUAAGAGUUUGGGUCUACAGCGGAGAUAUGGAUGGCAGGGUUCCAGUUAUUGGAACCCGGUACUGGGUAGAAGCGCUCGACCUUCCUAUCAAGUCACAGUGGCAACCAUGGUACCUAAAUAAUCAGGUUGCUGGAAGGUUUAUUGAGUAUGAAGGAUUGACCCUGGCCACUGUCAGAGGAGCAGGUCAUGAUGUGCCACAAGACAAGCCAGCAGAGGCGCUAGUGUUAAUCAGUUCUUUCCUUUCAGACAGAAAACUGCCAACCAAAAAUAACUGAUGGCUGAAGAAUAAAUUGCUGAACGAGAAGAGUGAAGAAUUACUCAUAUUGGUACAUUUGCGGAAUGAAUUUUUCUGAAAUGAAAAAGAUUACGUUGUCGGUAAAUGAUUGUAACUUUAGGAUAUCUGUGGGCAGGUCAUGUAGCUGCUUAAACUUUGAGAGUCCACUGUGGUAGUUGUUAGUGCAUAGUGCUGACAUCGACUAACAGCGUUUCAGAGCUUCGUGUCUCAGGGAAAAAAACACCAGCCUUGGUUUGUGCUUAUGUAGCUUCUUUCUAAUCAGGUCUGCGGAUGCUAUGUUCUGAGUCCUGUCGUUAUUAAAUUUCUGUUUUAUGGAAAGCUCUGGCCUGCUUUGAGAA
Molecule: messenger RNA, 1903 nt
Organism: Setaria italica (foxtail millet)
Lineage: Eukaryota; Viridiplantae; Streptophyta; Magnoliopsida; Poales; Poaceae
Product: serine carboxypeptidase-like 26
Exons: 10
Coding region: 106-1545 (479 amino acids)
Biological process (GO): proteolysis
Cellular component (GO): vacuole
Molecular function (GO): serine-type carboxypeptidase activity
Source: RefSeq, a predicted model, not a curated record